Molecule: messenger RNA, 1465 nt
Organism: Cydia amplana
Lineage: Eukaryota; Metazoa; Arthropoda; Insecta; Lepidoptera; Tortricidae
Product: inactive peptidyl-prolyl cis-trans isomerase shutdown-like
Exons: 6
Coding region: 51-1460 (469 amino acids)
Biological process (GO): piRNA processing; spermatogenesis
Cellular component (GO): cytoplasm
Molecular function (GO): Hsp90 protein binding; peptidyl-prolyl cis-trans isomerase activity
Source: RefSeq, a predicted model, not a curated record
UUAUUUUGGUAAGAUAGUAGUUUGUUAAAAAUUACAUCCAUUAUUCCACAAUGGACGAAGCUAACAAUGUAGCAGAUGCUUUGGAAGAACCCAUACAGUUCUCGAAAGGAAUAAACCUCAAAGAACUGUUGACUUCGAACACCGAGUUCUGCAUUGACCUGGAUUACAAGAAUACACAUAAAGCUAUGAAGGCCGACCCUCUUCUGAACGAUGACUUGUUUGGCGUGGACGAUGAUGAUGAAGACAGUGACAUCCUUAAGACUUUGGAGCAGACCGCAGAGUAUGGCAUGCUGUCCAGCCCGGAGUACCACUCGUUUGACGAGCUAGCGGCCAAGAUGACAGACUGCAUUCCAACCGGGGAAUGCAAGAUGUUAGUGUUAGAAGAAGGUGACCCAAAGAACCCUCUAGUACCUUAUGAUGCAGAGGUGACUAUCCACUACGCAGCAUACUGGGAGAAGGAGAAGAUACCCUUCGACUCGACGCUUACUAUGAACUUUGGGAAACCCCAGAAGCACCGCCUGGGCUCGGGGCGGCUGAUCCCGGGGCUGGAGGUAGCGCUGACGCUGGCGCGCGGGCCGGCGGCGCGGCUGCUCGUGCUGCUGGAGCCCCGGCUCGCGUGGGGGCUCCGGGGCGUGCCGCCGCGCAUCCGCCCCGAGCGGGCGCUCUUCCUCAUCACGCUGUACGACGUGCGGGACCGAGCCACGCCCGAACAAUUCAACAGCCUUCCGAAGGAAGAGCAGAAAAAGUACGAAAACAUAAUGAAGACGGUAGAAAGUUUGCACGCGGAAGCAAAAAAACUAUUUUCAAAGAAAAAAUAUAAACCGGCCCGUAACAACUACCAGCACUCCAUGUUGAUACUCAAUUCUGCCAACCCAGAAAAUGAGCUGCAAGCGGAAAAUAUUAAAAAGUAUAGAAUCAACACAUAUGUAAACUUAGCUAUGUGUUAUUACAAACUUAACAAACCUAACUACACCAUUUCGAUGCUAGAAAAUCUAGAUUAUGUGUCCGACGUCGAUAAGCACUGUAAAGCGUUAUAUUACUACGGAAAAGCGUAUCAGUUGUUAGGAAACAACGAGGAAGCGUUGAAAUAUUACAAGAAAGCUUUAACACUGGAGCCAAGAAACAAGGAUAUUGGUAAAACGCUGGCCGAAUUGGACGAGUAUCUGAAAAAGACGGCGGUGAAAGAAAAAGAGCUGUGGCAGAACGCCUUCCAGUCGACUCCGUCAAAAAAAGAAAAAAUUGUCUAUGGCGUGGAAGAGGAAUUCGAAGAUAACGUACGAAAAAUGUGCCAAGAUCUGACGGGGAGACAGGAAUAUGCCAAAUUUGAUUUACCCAAAAGUCUUUCUAGAGAUGAAAUUUUGUGUAUAAAGUCUUUGAUCAUGGAUUUUGAAGGGCUAGUUCUAGAAGAGAAAGGCGAAGGUAGAAGGAAAAAAAUGUCUAUUAUUAGGAAGUUAUUGUAAAGAUA